AUGGCUUCGUGGGGAGCUAUAUAUGCCGUGUUGCUGCGAAGUGUGGGUUUAUUCCCGUCAGUAUUUCUCCCAAAUGCUGUCCUCCGGUAUACGGAGAAAUCAAUGAGCACGAAAACUCCUGGAUCACAAACGUUCACUGGCGAGAAGGCAAUGCCGUCAAACCAUCAACGUGGGACCCCCAUGUUGUGGAGGCCGGUUGUACAGCGAUGAUCUACACAACCAAGCCUUCUUAUCACAGUUCUAAAUUGUUGUGGGAGUGCAACUAUGAAGGAGCACUCCAAAGUAUAGAAAUGGCG
Blastocystis hominis is the source of this 296-nucleotide messenger RNA. RefSeq lists its product as hypothetical. The transcript is spliced from 3 exons. The record is from RefSeq and is a predicted model, not a curated record. The coding region runs from base 1 to 210 and encodes 69 amino acids. Lineage: Eukaryota; Bigyra; Opalinata; Blastocystidae.